AUGACGGCAGUCAAAAGUAUUCCUUCGGAGAUCAUCAGCACAAUGGGUCGAGGUCGGCCACCUAGUGGCCCACAGCAUGAUGACUGGGAGGCCAAACGCAAUAUUAUUGAACGGCUCUAUAUCUCUGAGGGCAAAAGCCUCAAAACGGUGCAGGCUAUCAUGCUUGCUGAGCAUCACUUUUCGGCAACGUUUGUCUUCUGGAUCUCUCACAUCUUGACUUUGCUGAAUUUUCACAGCAAAAGCCAAUACGAGAUGCGUUUCAAUGACUGGGGUCUGCGCAAGAAGGUCAAGCACCGAGAUUGGAUAGACAUCGACUGUUAUGUCCAAAGGAGAAAGCGCUUGGGAGUCGACAGUGAUGUCUACAUUGACGGGAUCCUCAUUCCACCGAAAAAACUGAGGAAAAAGGCCAGAAGAAACGACACCAGCGCUGUGACAACGUUCCAGCAAGAACCUCACUCGCCGGAACUCCCAAAUCGAGUUUCUAUCUUGACACCUCAGCCAUGCCAGCUGUUAGCACCCCCUAUUGAACAGCUUCCAUGGGCACUCUUCAGCGCUUCACUGGAGGCACAAUGUAGGUCACGUUUCGGAGAUAUCCUGUAUCGAGUGUUGAUGUUACUUCUAGCGUACGACGCUCUGCUCAAUCCACAACAUCAAUCAUCGAGCGCUGGAGGCCAUCAUGAUCAAAUGACGAACCAAAGUCUGCCAUUCGCGUCGACAAGCUACCUAUAUUCAACUUUUUUCCGAUCUCUGUUCCCUUUCUGCUCUGGCGUUGAUACAUCUCAGCAGAUCAACAUGAUCUCGGCUCUUCUGCCCAUUACUGCCAGCCUGGAUACACCUCAGGGUCAAGACUUUUGCAGCCUCACGAUACACAAUGCGAAUAUACAGCUUCUGAUGUUAUUAACCUUUUCUCUGUCUAACAAUCUAUUGACGAAUUAUGAUAUUGACCUGUUACUAAAAUUGGUCCCGCCUCCGAGCCGAUUGUCUUUGUUGAGAGAUUUGGUCUCUCACAAAGGUGCUGCCACUGAAGGGGUGACGGAGAGACUUUUUGAAUAUGCAAUUCUUUGCGAUACGCAAAUGCUGUCCAUGCUUCUUGGACUAGGUAUCGAUCCAAAUGAGCAAGUAGUCUCCUGGCUAGGGGCUCUGACGACGCCACUUGCAUAUGCCGCAAACUUUGCCAAAAAAGAGGCUGUCAAAGUACUGAUCUCCGAAGGUGCUGACGUCAAUGGCACACAUUCUUUCAUAAAAGAUGGUGGGAGGCCCAUAGAAAAAGCCGUUGAAUGCGGAGCUUGGGCAACAGCUCAGCUUUUACUGAAUCAUGGCGCAAAAGUUGAUGGAUCUUACCGAUCAAGGACAGGCGCAAGUAUGCUUGAAUGCGCCUUUCGAGACUACAGGGCCCCCGACCCUUGCCUCAUAAAAGCGCUACUCGACAAUGGUGUCUCUAUGGGAUUGGACGGGCAUCAAUGUGCUAAGAUACUCGCUCUAGCCCUUCCUUACUCUCUGGAUACAAAUGACGUGUCCUGGCAAGAAACGAUCCAUCACCUACUUCAAGCAGGGGUGAAAGCAGCUGCAGAACCAGUAAGCAUAGAGGCCUCUAUGCUUGACGACGACGGUGAGCUUCUUUGCUUUCCAACCCCGUUAUCAAUUUUGGAGAGGGCAGCCGAUCUUGGCGAUACAAACACUUUUCUGCUAUUACACGAAGCAGGGGCCCGAAUAACAAGAUUUACUCUCUAUUACGCAGCAGGGAAUGGAAACGAAGCAUUGGUAAAGUUCCUUCUUGGAAAAGGCGUCAAUCCAAACGAACAGUUUCCUUCAGGGGAUUGUGCACUUCUCGUUGCUGCUUCCUCAGAUUCGCCUUCACACAAAUCCAUACUGAGGCUGCUGGUUGACUCAGGGGCGAAUGUCAACCCUGAAAGACCUCUCAUGAACCAAUCACCUCCAAUCUGGACACCUCUUCAAGCUGCAAGUUACGCUGGAAACAUUCUUGAAGUCGAGCUGCUUUUGAGGCACCAAGCUGAUAUCCAUGCCGAUGCAGGCGUGCAAAACUUUGACAACCCGGCCCUCGCAGAGUCAUUUACAGCACUUUCGGCAGCUGCAUACGAAGGACAUACUGGAAUUGUGCGGCGGCUCCUUGAAGCUGGGGCUAAAGUGGGCCAACCGGCAUCACCACUAGCCUUGAGCGCUGCCGCGAGGAGCGAUGAUAGAGAAAGUUUGGGAUUGAUAUUGGAGGCUGGAGCUGACAUUAAUGCAUCCAUGGGAACUUAUCCGAAUCCACUGAAUACUGCGACGCUUUUAAGCUCCCGGCAAACCGUUGAGUGGCUCCUGUCGCACGGAGCUAAAGCUGAUGUUACUGGUGGUAACCACCCUUCUGCCAUACAGGCAGCAAUAAUUCGCAGUGCAGAUGGCUUUGAUGAUUUGAUCCAGUCCCUCAUCAGCGCAGGCGGUGACGUUAAUGCUGCGGAAGGGCACGUAGGGGUGGAUGAAAACUUUGAUUAUUACAAUGACAGGCCUAAAAAGUGGCAUACGCCUUUGGUUCUCGCAAUCAAGCAAAAUAGACCGGGAAUCGUCGACCUUCUACUUUCGAAGGGUGCAAAUGCGAACGACCUCUCCGGACUUUCAUACAGCACAACAGCGCUAGAGGCUGCGGCAUCACAGGCAAACUUGGGCUUGGUGUUCAGGCUGCUACGUGCUGGUGCGGAGACUGACGACCCGGAAGCAUUGCUGGCAGCGGUACGAACACGUCGUGGUCAAGAUGUCGCUGGGGCGCUGCUCACUGCUCAUUCAAUACGCUAUCAUGGCCUUCGCAAGCAUUUUGGAGGUCUAGCCUUACAAUACACAAUUGCCCACGGAGACUUGACUCUAAUGAAGCAACUCAUAGACGCAGGCAUAGAUGUCAAUGCGGUUGUCAGAAGAAGUGAUGGUCGACGUGCUAUUGUGCGCAACUGGGAUUGUUCUACUUUUGAAGAAAGAUAUGAAAUUCGUGACGGUGAAAGUCCUCUCGGUACGGCGGUUCGGUCGUUUCUAGGGCACACUGCAGCUGUCUCUUUGUUACUUCAGCAUGGCGCUAAUCCCAACUCAUUCGUUGUAGGGACGAGAGUUUACGACGAUGGUACAAGGCAAACUGUAUUGGUCGCGGCCAUCGCAACCCGGAACGAGGAGCUUGUCAAGAUGCUUGUUGCUGCUGGUGCCGAUGUCAACUGGUGUUUACUAACAGAUGAGCGUGCUCGGACACCUCUCCAAGAAGCUGCGGGUGCCGGGCUGCUGUCGAUAGUCCGAGCCUUGAUUGAAGCGGGUGCUCGUGUAAACAAUGAAGGAGCAAGCAGCGGUGGAGUCACGGCGCUGCAGGCUGCUGCCAUCGGAGGCCAUGUCAACGUUGCGCGAUUGCUUAUCGAGCUUGGUGCUCAAGUUGACGCCCCUCGCGCACCAACUGAUGGGCGAACGGCUCUGGAGGGCGCAGCUGAGCACGGCCGCAUCGACAUGGUGCAGUUACUUUUAAACUCUGGCGCUGAAAUCGACGAAUAUGAUCCUGAAGGGCAGUACCGCCGGGCGCUGGACUUUUCUUACCGCGAGGGCCAUCUCGCCACUUGGCGCCUGUUGAAACGCUCCUGUGAAUGGACCGACAAUGUCAAUCCAUCGACGUCUUUUGCAUAUGCUGCUGGUGGCGCAAAUGGAACCAGCGUCACGAACCUUGUGAAUGAACAGGAAGAAGUCCCCGACUCUGCACCAACUGUCUCGCUGUUUGGCAACCAGGUUACAUUAUCAGAACCAGUUCCCGUUCAGACACAAGAAGGACUGCUCCAUGAGAUCUUGGAUGGCCAUGCGCUCGGUGCCACAGGAGUAUCGACCGCGGCUCCUGAGGGACCAUGGCCAUAUUUAGAUGAUCAAGAGGCUUCAUCAGUAUCUCUUCCAGAUCCCACUUUCCCCUGGUCGGCGGAUUGGACGAAUUUCCAGGAUGGGAGCUUUGUGGGAGACGAGGACCGUUACGCGUUUGAGAUCGGGGAAAACUUCAUGUCUGAGACAUAG
Exophiala spinifera is the source of this 4020-nucleotide messenger RNA. RefSeq lists its product as uncharacterized. The transcript is spliced from 2 exons. The record is from RefSeq and is a predicted model, not a curated record. Bases 1 to 4020 code for a protein of 1339 amino acids. NCBI's taxonomy places the organism in Eukaryota, Fungi, Ascomycota, Eurotiomycetes, Chaetothyriales, Herpotrichiellaceae. Gene Ontology annotation, molecular function: protein binding. Gene Ontology annotation, cellular component: nucleus; cytoplasm.